GACCAAUCACGAUGCGAGGUUCGGCAUCAAAACAUUGCGUCUGUGUUUUAAACUUUUCCGCGAAGAAUUCUCCCAAAACUUUUGUUUCUUUUUUAUUUUCUCGAUGUGUUUUUACGAUGAAUGAAUAGUGAUUAUUAUUUUAGGCCUGAGACAGAUGUAAUAUAAGGGGACAUAGCUAUGACGCCAAAGAAAUCCACAUCUUUGCACAAAAAGAGUCCAAUUGCUAAGAAACCUUCUCCAAGAAAGAUGUCGCGCUCACCAAUUUCAUCAGCCAAGUCUAAGAAAAGGAAGAGUUCUGAAACUGGCAAGAAAUUGAAAGCACAUACAUCGCCGACUUCACCAGACAGCCCGGGAACUUCUGAGAUGGUCAGUCUCUCGCCACCCAGGUCAAGUGAGAGAUAUAACUUUAGAAACAUUACGCCGCCUUCAUAUAAGCUAAAUGCCCGUUACACUCCAGCUAGAACACCGUUGAGGACGCCUGCUGCCAUGCUACAAAGAACCCCUGCUCAUAAACUUGGCCGAACACCAAUGGCCACUCCAUUUAGAACCCCUCGAAUAAGACCAUUGGAGAAUGAGUCACAUUUAGAUCCCUCUGCAGCAUUCAAGUUAUACAAAGAGGAAGCGGUUACCUGGAAAGCGCACCUAAAAUUGCUCACCAGUAAAAUAUACAAGUUCUGUUACUUGAGUUCAAUGUCCAAUUUUAGAUACGAAGAUAAACUCUUGAGAAAAAAGUACGAAAACUUUUUAAAGAAUAAGGUAUUAGAAGUAUAUCCUUCAGCUGUGUUAACAGUUUCACUUAGUACUACGUCCUGCUUAACACUCGAGCCGAAAACCGUGGACGCAGUGAGAAUAGAAAUUAAUUCCGUAAGUCUCGGAACUACUACAGAUGAAGACGUAGACAUGAAUGUGUAUCGUGCCUGGUUAUUUCGAAGUACGAAGACCCAAAGUCAGUCUUUCAGUGGGUUGGAAUGGUUCCCUGUGAUGUUUUAUACUGGAAGAGAAGUCAUUCACCAUGUGGUUAUUAACUGGCUCCAGGGGUCUUUUGGAUGCUACAUUAGUAGACAUAGUGUCCGACAAAAUGAACUUUUGUGGAUCGCUGGAGUUUGGAGCGGAAGAUUAUGUCCCGUUCCCUCUCACCAAAGCAGGCAGCAUCUGGUUGUAGAUUUUGUGUAUCAUAUCCACCCACCUUUUGGAAUGGACUCUUUACCUGUGCCUAAUCACAAAGGAAAGCCCAGAAUAGCAAUGAGCAUUAGUCUGAAGGAUAUACAACAUGUGUGGACAAAUAUUGUGGACAGUAGCUCUGACCGAAUGAAAGAAGAAGAUUUGAACGAGUAUUUCUCCACACUCAACUCCUUUGCUGAAAAAUUAACUCGGAUACCCAAGUACCUUCUCCAGUUAUAUCGACUCCAAACUCCAUGCAUAAAUUUGAGUGCCGAUGGGAAAGUGCGAGUCCCAUGCAGUAGAAGUGUAAAAAUUAUCGUGAAUCACUUGAUUGACCUUUUUCUUCAGGUUUUAGAUAUUAAUGAUGAAAGUACAAAUGAGACGUCUGAGGUGAAUGGAGAGCUCUCUGUAUCAGUGAAUAACAACAGCAUUUGAAUCCAGAAAAUAUAGUUCUUAUGUAUGACAGGGCGUAAUUUAUUUUAUAACCUUCUCUUUGUGUACAUAUACAACUGUCUAGAUGUUCUAAUUCACAAAUGACACUAUAUGUAUUUGCCAAUUCUGGAAAUGGUGGAUGGGGGCUGCAUAAUUUUCAUUUUAGUCCAGAAAUUUAUACAGUUAUUUCAAAAUACAUUCCAUUCUGUUUUUUACUUGGUUAACAUGGUUUCCAUGUAUACAUUUUAGCUUUGAUUUUCUUUAUUUUUUUUUUGCCAUUUUAUUUCUUCCAUUCAGGUCAGCUAUGCUUUUAUAUCAGAUUUUGAAUAUGACCUUAAUCUAUAGGUCAUUGUUUUUUCUUUGGUAUUUAAAGCAAAGUUAGUUUUAUUAUGCUUGUUGCCCUGUCUUUUAUUUCCAAAAGAGAUCUAUUAGUGUUGUUAAGAUAAUAGCUUGCAGUCUUUUAUGGAAUCUUUUUAAUUGAUCUGUCUCAUAGGCGUGAUAUGUAUGAGUUUGUAUUCUUUUAUAACACUUAUCCCAUUAAAAACUAAAAGCAAAUUGAAGUAAUUGUAUUGGUCUGGGAAUUCCUUUUCAGUAUGCCUGAAUUGACACUGUUCAUGUUUUUAUUUCACUGACCAUUUUUUUUACACUAAAUUUUUCUUUAUACAUGUUUCAAACUUUAACAGUUACUCAGUUUUCUGCUGUACUUUAUGUAAGUGUUCGUCUUUUAAUUAAUUCUGUUGAUGCUGUCAUGUUGUUCUUGUAUCCUUUUAUUUUUUAUUGUCAUGUAUGUUAUUUAUGUCUAACAUGUUAAUUGUGUUCAGAAUCAUAGAUUUAAUGUCUGCCUGACAUGUCUUCGGAAUCACAGAUAUUAUGUCUAACGUGUCAGAAUCAUAUAUGUUAUGUCUGUUUAAGAUGUCACUUGUCUUCAGAAUCUUAGAUUUUGUCUAACAUCAUACUCGUGUUUAGAGACCGGACUAGUUUUUAGAUCCCUUCCCACAUUUUCUGAGCAGAGGUGCUGCUUGUUUAUCUUAAAAGACCUGCUGCUUCUAUGAUACUGAAUAAUCACAUUUUUUUUAUAUCAACCUUUCUAAAAUGUAUGUUAUAGUGUCAUUGUCUAUUAAUAGUGCUGUAGCCUUUUUUUUAGGUGUUUUUCUGUAUGACUUUUUAUUCAUCACAUUCUUUAUUUAGUGUCUAGUCAUCUUUCACCUGAGUCUUUAGUCUUUUUUAAGUUCCAAGUAUCAGACCACCAGGGCAGGACACAAAGUAGUUGCCAACUAAAAGGUACUGUGCUUGAGUUUUUACAAGAAAACAUUUCUAUGUGAAAUGAACUGGUUCCUGUCAAUGUCUACCCAGUGGGUUUGCAGUGAUUCUGGUGCUCUAGUUCAACAUAGUGACCUGGCAGUUGUGGUACUAGAUAAUUUAAUAAAUUGAUGCCCUAAUGAGAGUAGGUUCAAAUCCAGUUUCCUUUAUUUCCCAUUUUAUAUUUCUUGUUUGGCAGUGUAGAGCACAUCCAAACACAUUAUUUAUGGCUAUUCUGGCCAUUUAUUUCUAUGAAUACGUAUAACCUUGGCAGUUUUUACUGUUGAUUUGCAGUUUUUUACUUGGCAUCAUGAUGGAAAAUUAUACCAUAUUUUCCAGAAUUUCCUGUUUGUGCUGAAAAUGACUUUGUUAUCUGUCAUGUUCAUAUGAUUUCAGAAUUCCACUUCUUUACAUGCCAGAUAUUUCAUGAAGGUAUCCUUGAUCAUAGUCCUUGUUACCUGUUUGUCAUUUUACGGUCAGUUAAUUUCCUGCCUUCCAAAGAUGCCUUGUUAAGGGAGGAAUGACUUCAAACCUUUAUGGCUCAAGAACUGUCUUUUUGCUAAGAUCAGGUCCAACACUUUGGGCCAAAUUUAUCAUAGGUCUAUUUUGCUAAUUCAUGUCUACUUGUCCUAAGGGCAAUCAAUGUCAUAAUCAAGGUCAUACCAUGCUCAUCAGCAACGUAAAAACACCAUACGUACAAACUAAAUAUCAAGCCCGAUAGCUCAAGCAGAGAAAAAUAAGACUAGUAAGUCAUAGAAAGCUUUAGCUAAUAUGACUGGAACAAUUAAAUCAUUCCAGAAAUUGAAAAUUCAUGUUACUAGUUACUCUGAUGUUCCUACCCACAAACAAGAGACUAGGAGUUAGAGUAUUUUAUGGUAGAAAGGAAAUAUCAAUUGGGUUGUGAAAUGAUUUAAUUGGGUAAUUAUACACAAGCUUCCAUACCUUAUGCAUCAGAAGUGUGGCUAAUUUUCAUGGAUAAUUCAACCUGACAAUCAAACUAAAGGUCUCUACUAUUGGCAAAAGUUACAAUACUCCAGUCUUGAAGGCAUAAAAAUCCCUUGGUCACUCACCUAACCCUUUACUUGCCCAUUGUAAUUCUAUGCUUCAUGGUUAAGUUUAGGCUAAUUAAAAUUCCAAGUCCAGUUUAGCCCAAGUAGGUUAACACAUAAACAUGUCUUGCAGGGAUACAUACAGGCUGGUUCCAGGUAAACAAAUAAUUGUACUUGCAUAACCAAAUAACUUAUGAUUACGGUGCUGCGGGCGUGAUCUAACCCUACCUCUAAACUAAGGAUAAAUCAAGGUAUUUGUUUGAAAAUUUUGUGAUUUAUCAUUGAAAUCUAUUAUACCAAGCUUUCACCUUUUGGCAAUGGCUGAAGUUUGAAUCAAAGAUGUCAACACAGAAAUUCUAUUAAUGUUUAGCAUAAAAACAUACAUGCUAAAAUUAUGCCCCCUUUUUUAGAAUCUUUACAGGGACUUUUCUCUGCAAAUAUUCUAAGUCUUUGAUAUUAAUAAUAUCACUACCUCAUUAGAUGGCAUUGGAUGUCUAUAAUGUCCAGUAAUAAAAUUCUAACAUAUGAGUUCCUUUUCAUUCAAUGAACUGAUUUUUUUUUACAAGAACUCAAGUGACUUAAUUAUGAACAUACUAGUGCCAUACACAGCCUAAGGCUUCAGUUCAAAGCAAGCAACUAAGUAAACACCUUUAAAAUGAGUUGCUGCUAACACAGAAGGUGACAAAUCCCCCAUGGGUAAUUUCCUACUUCCAUAGGGGGUUACAUUCCCUCCUGGCAACCUACUCGGAAUGAGUGCAUUGGUAAUCAUUUGGGGUUUUAUUUACUAGCCAUUUCACACAUUCUCGGGUUAUUUGAGUCCUUACUCUUGAUGUUCAGUACAUCACUGUGGUUGAUGUUUCAAUGCACUGGGCCUGUGAAAACAAUUCCUUGAAUAUAAUUUUUUGUCUUACUAUAUUUACUUCACAAAAUUCCUUAGUUACACUUCUUUCAGUAUGAUCAGAAAUUGUAUGUAACAUCUCUGAUAACUGAACUUUUGAAAAAUGCAUACUUAGCAGGCAUUUCUUUCACAAUUUUAAGUGUAGCAUCAGGCAGUCAUAAGACUGAUACCCUGCAGCUCCCAGUCUCUUACAAUACCACGCUGAACCAUUUCAUAAGAACCUUGGUGUUCUUAAUCUCCCAGUGAACUUCAAACUACUGCAUUGUUCUUUUUGGAAGUAGUACCAAAGUGUAACUGUGAUUGUAUUAUUUUUUCCCCCUUACUGUGAGCAUGCCUCCCAAGGAGGAUUUGUUGAUAAUUUCUGGAUUGGACACAGACUAUGGCAAGUACCAAAUAUUUGUGUUAUUUUUAUUUGUAUAUACUUUUUGUAAUUUAGUUUUUUCAGAUUGUUUUGUUUAAUAUUGUGUUAGAUUUAUUACAUUGUAUUUAGGGCUUGAAAACUGUUGCUGUACACUAAUGGUCUAAGUGGAUUAUGAUAAUUCGGAUUGCAAGCCAAACUUAUUCGUUUAGCUGAAAGUAUGUCGAUUUUGUGGUGUCCAUUUUUUGUGCCUUUUGGCUGCUUGCUCUCAACCCCCUUUCUUGUUCUUGUCAUGCUGGAUAAUUUAUAUGGAAAGCAUACUGCACUCCAUAACUCCCACUGUAUGAAAAGAAAACAUGUAAACCCAACAGUUA
Messenger RNA from Macrobrachium nipponense, 5571 nucleotides. Its product is annotated as centromere protein L-like. The transcript is spliced from 11 exons. The record is from RefSeq and is a predicted model, not a curated record. Bases 178 to 1596 code for a protein of 472 amino acids. Lineage: Eukaryota; Metazoa; Arthropoda; Malacostraca; Decapoda; Palaemonidae.